Soboliphyme baturini is the source of this 324-nucleotide messenger RNA. The record is from the annotation of a GenBank genome assembly. NCBI's taxonomy places the organism in Eukaryota, Metazoa, Nematoda, Enoplea, Dioctophymatida, Soboliphymatidae.
AUGCAUAUAUUUAACUAUUUAGGGUUGCAGACACGCUGCUACCAAUGUUUCGGCUCCAAGGAUCGGUUUUGCAAUGGCCGAACAUGCAAGCAUGGUGUUUUUGGUUGCAUUAAAUCCGUGAUGUACACAGGAGGAUUAGAUCCAUCGGGCCUUCAACGAUCGAAUUCAGACAACGAGGCCCUCGCAUACAAGGGUUGCGUGAUUCUACCGUUCCACUUGACAUGCAUUUGCAACACGGACUACUGCAACAGUGCUGUAAAACCGAACACAGCAGCAAUUUGGAUCAAAUUCGUUGUUAUAUUUCUGUUGCAAUGGAUGUUUUAA